Oryza sativa Japonica Group (Japanese rice) is the source of this 2079-nucleotide messenger RNA. RefSeq names its product cytosolic Fe-S cluster assembly factor NBP35. Gene Ontology annotation, cellular component: cytosol. Gene Ontology annotation, molecular function: 4 iron, 4 sulfur cluster binding; ATP-dependent FeS chaperone activity; ATP binding. NCBI's taxonomy places the organism in Eukaryota, Viridiplantae, Streptophyta, Magnoliopsida, Poales, Poaceae. Gene Ontology annotation, biological process: iron-sulfur cluster assembly. The record is from RefSeq and is a predicted model, not a curated record.
AAUCCGCACCUAAACCUCACGACUUCACGAGCAGCAGCGAGAGGAGGAGGGAGCAAUCAAUCCAUCGGCGGCAAUGGAGAACGGCGGCGGCGACGUCCCGGAGAACGCCAACGACCAUUGCCCGGGGACGCAGUCGGAGGCGGCGGGGAAGGCGGACGCGUGCGCCGGGUGCCCCAACCAGCAGAUCUGCGCCACCGCGCCCAAGGGCCCCGAUCCCGCAUGUGAUGCUUUGCUCCGCGGCGUGUCGCUUCGAUGCUUGGUUUAGUUUGGUUUUACUGCAAUCGAGUGUGAAUUUAGUGGAGCAUACAGCCUAUGCUUGUAUGAGCAUCCUUUUGCAGAGCCUCGUGUCAGUUGUGUGCAGGAAAUUUCAGAGUUUGGUAGUCGGUAGCUCAUCUAUAGCAAAGUCGCAUGCUUCCAGCAUGUAUAAGUUUCUGUAGUAUAACUGGCUGUGGCAUUGAUGAAUUUGAAGAAGUUUAGAUUGUGUGAGCUAUGAAAAGAAAAAAAAAACAGUCCGGUGUGAAGUAUGCAAAGAACAUGAGCUCUCCGACAAAUUCCUAUUUGUUGGCCCAUCAAAGUUGGUUCCUUUAUUUCUGAAGAUUAUGAACUGUUGCAACCAUGGAUGUAUAUUGGAACAUCUGCAUUCCAAGUCAAUUUGAUCAAUGGAUAGAAGUUCUCUAGUUCUUAAAUGAUCAAGUGCUUAGAAGAACUUAUAAUCGCACUUAAGAUUUUCCAUAUAUCUACAUGUUAAGUGAACCACUGUUUAUGAACCUUAAUGAAUGAUGCUGUAUGAACUUUCAGGCGCCAUUACACGUAAGCAACUGUAUUUUUAAUUGUAAAUGUUUUUAUCCAAGUGAAUGUCCUACCAUAUGUACUAUCCCUGUCCCAAGUUAUUGUGAAUUUGCUAUGCCUAUCCAUAUAGUAUUUGUUCUUUGCGAAACAAUCUUACAAGUGGACAUUUUAUUUCCAGAUCUGCUUGCCAUCAUUGAGCGAAUGAAUACCGUGAAACACAAGAUUCUGGUACUGUCUGGGAAGGGUGGUGUCGGGAAGAGUACAUUUUCAGCCCAGCUCUCUUUUGCCCUUGCUGAGAUGGACCAUCAAGUUGGCCUUCUCGACAUAGACAUUUGUGGUCCUAGCAUCCCAAAAAUGUUAGGCCUUGAAGGCCAAGAUAUUCAUCAAAGCAAUCUUGGCUGGUCGCCGGUGUAUGUUGAGUCCAACCUAGGUGUCAUGUCAAUUGGCUUCAUGCUGCCCAACCCAGAUGAUGCUGUUAUAUGGAGAGGUCCUCGCAAGAACGGACUCAUCAAACAGUUCUUGAAGGAUGUCGAUUGGGGGGAGAUCGACUAUCUUGUGGUGGAUGCACCUCCAGGAACAUCUGAUGAACAUAUUUCAAUUGUACAGUACCUCCAGAUCGCAGGAAUUGAUGGGGCAAUCAUUGUGACCACUCCGCAGCAAGUUUCUCUGAUCGACGUGAAGAAGGAGAUAAACUUUUGCAAGAAGGUUGGCGUUCCUGUCUUGGGAGUUGUCGAGAACAUGAGUGGCUUGAGGCAGGCAUUUUCAGACAUGAAAUUUGUGAAGCCAAGUGAGGCGGGAGAAACAGAUGCCACCGAGUGGGCGCUGAACUACAUCAAGGAGAAAGCCCCAGAGCUUUUAUCUGUUGUCGCAUGCAGUGAGGUGUUUGAUAGCAGUAAGGGUGGUGCUGAGAAGAUGUGCCAGGAAAUGGAGGUCCCUUUUCUUGGCAAGGUUCCCAUGGAUCCCCAGCUCUGCAAGGCGGCAGAGGAAGGAAGAUCAUGCUUCACUGAUCAGAAAUGCAGUGCUAGUGCUCCAGCUCUUAAAAGCAUAAUCAAGAAGCUGGUCAAGACGAAGUGAGAAGGUGGUGUGACUCAUGACCGUGAAGUUACGCCAGUAGUUUCUGCCGUAUGGAGUGCUAUUACUUGCUGAGUGUGUGUGUGUGUGUAAUGCGAUCCUAACUUUGCCUAGAGUUUUUCUUGCCGCAUGCAAAGUUGGCAGAUAUUCGCGCUGCAGCUGUUGCAGUGGUAAACAAUUCAGCACAUCUAGAAGCACAUCCCUUCAGUUUAUGGUUCA